AUCGCUCUGUCAUUUUGAAUUAGUAGACAAGCUAGAAGUCUUCUGCUCUAACUUGAAUGUUAGGUUUGUUGGGUUUGGGUCGUGAGAAUAACUUACUCCAACUGGUUUGUCUCUCACUGUGAUCUGCUUCCUCUCUUCUAUUGUGAAGCUUUUACUUUGUUGCGGAUGACAGUUGGGUCUUCGUUGGCCUAUUUGUUGUUUUUGAAUUACUUGGCUUGAAGAGAGUUUCUUGUGGCCCAAACUGCUCUCUUUGAGUUCCGUUUGUUGUAUAUCAUCAAUACACACAAAAAAAACGUGUCUUACCUUUAACAACAAGAAAGGUAGUGUGGUAUGGUAGGCCAUACAGAAGCUAAAACCUAGUCAUGUAAUGAGCCGUUGAAAACUUUAAAUUAUACUCCUUCUGUUCAUAAAUGUACGAAGUUUUACAGAAUUUUGAUGUUCUAAUAUAUAAGAUGUUUUCAUUUUUCUAGAUAACUUUUAUUUUAUUAAAAACUGUGUACUCAAUCAUAUUUAAAUAGUCUAUUUUAUAAUUAGUUGAAUACCAUUAAUUUAUAGUUUUAACGAUGCUUUCUAGACAAAAAGUAAUUUUCUUAAUAUGUGUGUUUCUACUUAAACAUCUUAUAUUUAGGAACAGACGGAGCAUUUCGUUUUUUAAUGUCAACAAACUUUUAUACAUUAAAGGGAAAGAAAAUACUAAAUUUCAGCAGAACUUUAAGAUUCAAAAAUCAGCUUCAUCAUUCCAAGCUUCUUUCUUUUUAUAUUCCUGAGACCUCAUCAAUAUUUUAGAGGAAUAUUUGACUGAUUAUUACGAGACGAACUCUUUUGUUUGUAUAGUUUAAUGAAUUUAGUUUUCUUUCUCAAAAAAAAAAAACUUUAGAAAAAGAAAUUAAGUUGAUGAUAAUUUUCAAUAAAUGUUUCUUUCUGCUGGCCCAAGUUCAUAAACUUUCUGCUUUUAAUGAUAUGGACACGGCAUCAUAAUUGUUUUUUUUUGGGUCAAGCAUGGCUAAAUGUGAAUGAAUAAAACUUUCCUUUAUUUUGGUCUUGAUUACUUUAUUAGGUAUAAUCUUGUCUAAUUUAGCAUUUUAGUUUCCUUUUGUACAGAAAAAUUUCGUGUUUUUUGUAAUACUUCUGAACCAUCAAUUGUUCUCUCAGCGUAUCUGUGAACUUGCUCGUCCACAAAACUCGUGUUCUUUUGUAAAUCUAUCACAGGUACAAUAUAAGAUUCUUUCUUUAUUCCAUUGCUUAGAUUCUUGUUCCAGGACAUGACUGCUCAGGAACUGUAAUUUUUGUUGUAAUUAAUUGGUAUCAUGAAGUUAGUUUAGAGACAAUAGAUUAUAGUAUUGUUUGCAACUGCACAGAGAUGGUAGGAAGAAGCUACAGCUUAAACAUGCGUGGAGUUGAGUCCCAGGAUCUUAGGAUAGCUCUUUAUGAAAUGAAGGAAGAUGCUCAGAGACUCCAAGAAGAGUUAGACGCCGAGAGAGAAGCCACUGCCACGUCAGCGAGCGAAGCCAUGUCAAUGAUUCUAAGGCUCCAAGGAGAAAAAGCGGCUUUGGUUAUGGAAGCUAGCCAGUACAGGAGAAUGGUGGAGGAGAGAAUGUCUCACGCUGAGCUGUCCCUUGAGCUUUUGGAGGAUCUGAAUUACCAGAAAGAAGUUGAAAUCAAGAAUCUCGAAAGCAGAUUAUAUGCCUACAAAUGCAAGCUUCUGAACUUGGGAUGUAAGGGAACCGAUGAUGAUCGUUCUUUUAGUGAUAUGAGAUGGUGCGAUAGAUCUCCAGAACCGGUUGACACAGAUGUUUUGGUUCCUGUGGAGAAGGAAGUAAUUGAGCAGAGCUUGGAUCCAUCAAGAAGACAUCAGGAGAAGAAUUUAGAUUUGUGUUGGGAUCAGAUCAAGAAGCUAGAUGAACAAUUAAAAGAGCUUACAGAUUGUAUAAAAAUGGAGACGUUCUCUGUGUCAGAAACUAAGAAUGGAGAAAUAAGUGAAGCUUUUGCUGCAAGCUCGUCAAACAUUCAAGAUAUGGUUCCAAAGGUGUGCAAGAAAUCAUCUAAACGGAAGAGGAAAAUAAGCGUAAAGAGAGAUCAUGUACAAGGUGGUUUUUCUGAAAAUGAUGCAGAGUAUCAAGCAGAGUUGCAGCGGUUGAGAGAGAGAGUAGAGCAGCUUGAGCGGGCGAGAUGCAACGCAGAGCCUCAAACUAGUGAAGUAAAGCAAGAAGAAGAGUUAAGUUUUGUCCAAGCUGAAAUGAAGAAUUCAAGAACAACUGUGGAGUUAUUUCCUUGUUAUGACUCAGCUAUUGUCUCUGUCCAAGAGGCAAUGCUUUAUUUCUGGCUGUGAGACAUGCCUGCACUUGGUGGCAUUAGAGUGAGUAAGAAUACACUAACUGAGCUUUCUACAAAUAGGAAGAUCAUCUUUGAUUUAAUCAAGAAGUAUACAAGCCUGUAAGUGUGUCAUAAGGUGUGAUUGAGAUUGUAUUUGUGUUAGUUUUGUUUGCUUGUAGCAAGAUCUACCUUUUUUGUGUAGCUGAGCGUUUGGGAAGCAAAUAUGGUUCUGUUUGCUAGAUAUUUCAUAUCAGAUAAUUAAGAGAAGAAUGAAAGUGAAAGUUACCAACC
Molecule: messenger RNA, 2604 nt
Organism: Brassica napus (rape)
Lineage: Eukaryota; Viridiplantae; Streptophyta; Magnoliopsida; Brassicales; Brassicaceae
Product: probable myosin-binding protein 6
Exons: 2
Coding region: 1361-2329 (322 amino acids)
Source: RefSeq, a predicted model, not a curated record